Leptomonas pyrrhocoris is the source of this 417-nucleotide messenger RNA. RefSeq lists its product as hypothetical. Bases 1 to 417 code for a protein of 138 amino acids. NCBI's taxonomy places the organism in Eukaryota, Euglenozoa, Kinetoplastea, Trypanosomatida, Trypanosomatidae. The transcript has a single exon. The record is from RefSeq and is a predicted model, not a curated record.
AUGAAGCAACACGUGCAUCGGAUGGAGUGGGGGGUGUCUUUGAAUUACAUGCAGGAAGAAGAAUUACAUAUGUUUAAAAAAAGAAAGCGUUUGUUGAUACCGUUCUCCUCCGUUGCGCGCUUGCUACUGCCACGCACGCGGCUCACUCAGAAAGAUGAUGGGCCAUUCCAGCCAUCUCCAUCCGGUCACACCUCACCUGUCACCACAAAGACUAAGACCAGUGUCACGGAAACUCUUUGUAGAGGGGUAUCGCCUUCUCCCAACCAAAGAAGGAGUGGGUACCCGCAGGUAUCCCUCGUGUGCCGACCAGCGCAGUGUGUAGAGAGAUGGUCUGCGCAGUGGGUCACACGUUUUGUGUGUGUGUGUGUGUGUGUGUCUGGAGAGAGAAGUGAGGUGAGGAGAAGAGCGAGAGUGUAG